AGUGAUCUUAAGCUAUAUGAACCAACAUCCAAUCUACAUUACGGCUGGUUCUCCAAGAGAGGAUGCUUCACCCCACAGUCGGAUUCUGGAGACUCUUACUCCUGCUGAGGUGUCGUCAUUUUCACAAUCCAGCCUCUCUUUUCACCCACAGACCACAACAUAUUACUCACCAGCACCCACAACAUUCCACGCCAAUUCCAGCACUCUUUUUUCCAAUGACAGGAAAAAUGACUACCUUCUCGUGUCGUCAAACAUCAUGUCGUCAACGACAUCUCCCGAUCUGAGUCCGCAGAGUUCUUUGCAAAACCGACUUCCAGAACUCUCGCAGUCGUUAUCAACAUCAGACAACGGCUUGCUAACAAGCUCAGUCACCAUGUCGAAGGAGCACCCAGCCGUCGCUCAAGCCGAUCAAAUGAAUGCCUUCAUCGAUACCUACUUUGUCGAACAUGAGCCAAGUACUUCAUCCCAAGAUAUGGACAGCGUCCAUCAGGAUCAUGAUGAUUUCGACCAUGUGCAGUCGAUUGACGAGGAACUAGAUGAAAUGAAGAAGAAGCAAAGAGCUGAGCAAAUGCGGCGCGAAAAGGAUAGGAAGGAAUUGGAUGAGUUGCUGCGCGACUCCAGUGAAGGAGAGAUUGACCUUCAAAAGUAUCGCGAGCAAAGGUCAAAAAUGCGUCGAGCUGAAGCUGCACGGUCCAGAUAUCAACGAAUGAGCGAAGCAGAAAGAAAGGUUUAUAAUCAGCGUCGACGUCUUCGUGCUCUAGGAUUGGAUCCGGAUAUGCCAAAAGGAGCGUUCAUUGACAACGAAGCUAUAAGAGAACACAUAAAAAUGGCGAACGCUAAGAAGGCAGAAGCCGCGCGAUUACGGUAUCACCGCAUGACAGCGGAAGAAAAGCGGGAAUACAAUCAGAGGCGAACAGAAUCAUUUCGCAAGAGACGUCUCGAAGAGGAGAUUCUACUCUCCACCCCAGCUGGUCGAAUCUCCGCCGAAGCGUUGCAAAAAGCUCAACAAAUUAUGAUAAGAAACGCUAGAAAAGCUGAAGCCGCCAGGGCACGUUAUCAAAAGAUGUCACCGGAGCAGCGGAAGGAAUAUAAUAUGAGACGUGCACAAGCAAAAAAGAUGAGAGCCCUGAGCCGUGAAAAUCGAGGUCUUGGGAACUCGAAUUGUUCGCAAGUAUCUGGGGAUAUGGGUGAUUCUUCUGGCAUGAGCUCGUCGUUUGAAACAAGUCACUCUAUGUCGUUGCUGGAUUCGAAUGAAUUGACAACUGCUAUGGAACAACAUCUCAAUUCUACUUCUCAGAUGUCACAUUCUGCAGACGACAUUUUUGAGCAAAUGGAGCGAGAAGUGAUUAAAAGAACAAAACAGGCGCAUAUGGCGUUGGCCCGACAGCAGCAACAAUCACAGACGACGCGUUAUACUUCAUCCGUAGAUCAGCACUUGAUCGAUGGGGAUGCAGUCCUUAUCACGGGUGAUGGUCACAUUGUCGAUGAUAAAUGUUACGUGCAGCCGUCGCAACUGAUAGACGAAAAAGCUUUGCAUGACAUGUUGCUUACUGGUUUGGAUGCUAAUGGGCAGCCGGUGGAACUGCGAACUGUUGACGGAACGUUGAUACGAGGCGAAGAACAAUUAAGGGCUAUAACAAAUGGUCAGCCUUUUCUCAUCCAUCCUCAACCACUGCCUAUCACAAAUGUGGAAGACGGAAAAACGCUAACGUUUGCAAAUGCGCAAGAUCAGAUAGAGCUUGCCCCUUCAUCAUCUUCCAUGGUUCUUGAGCCGUCCAAUACUCUCUAUGCUUCUCACGAAAUAGUCAUUGAUGACAUGCCGGAUUCCUCGCAGUCUAAUUUGCGAUUCCAACCGCAACCUCAACCUGAGUCUCUUCGAAGAGCUGUUAAUACAUCUACAGGAGAAGGUAGCACGCGAGGUCUGACUGUGGCUGAAAGGAAUGAAAUCAGCAAAGCGAAGCGAGCGGAGAGAGCCAGAAUACGAUAUCACAGCAUGAGACCAGAGCUACGUCAGCAGCAAAAUGCCAAACGUGCUGAAUUACUGCGAAAGGCUAGACAACGGGAUGAAGAGCUGUGUCACUUAGCUGAAACUUGUUCGCUAGACACACUGGACGAAGAAACCAGACGAGCUAUCGCUGAUGCCCAAAUGAGACGAGCAAGGAGAGCAGAACAGGCCAGAGCAAAGUAUCACCGAAUGAACAGUGAGGAGCGUAGGCAGUACAACGCUAUGCGUGAUGCACAGAGGCGACAAAGAAAGCGAGCCCAGGAAGAAGCACGCCGAAGGGCUCAAAUGAAUGAAGUGUUAGCCACCGAAACUGGGCUAAGUCCUGCGUCUGGGCUAUCACCGGUGACCGACUCGAUCUCACAAGAUAGUCACGGCCUUUCCCCGGGAGACGCCGAACCUGGACAGAUUAUCUAUUCUACCUUUGAGAUGUAUCAAGAACCGAUGACGCGAUGGGAGCAAUAGGCACGCAUCGGAGACUCCGGUGUUUACUUCUUUGUCGUGUGGUUUUUUCUCGUUUUUUUCAAGGACUAGCUCCUGAUUUGCAUCUGACCUGUCUUUUUCGGUGGUGGGACCCUUCAGAGGUAUCCGGCAGUUUUGACUUCGAGAAGCGCUCUUCGCGUAUUAAUGCUUGCCAAUACUCGGGAGACUGUCAAGAGACGCGAUUUUUCUGGAUGUCAUCAACAUAAAACUCCAGUUUUAUGCUAUGGGAGAAUUCAAGAAGUGCCGGACAAAGUGCAUUGGCUUACUAGCUGUUUUAACUAACCAUUUGAUAAGUUUGAC
This is a messenger RNA of Cylicocyclus nassatus, 2785 nucleotides long. NCBI's taxonomy places the organism in Eukaryota, Metazoa, Nematoda, Chromadorea, Rhabditida, Strongylidae. The record is from the annotation of a GenBank genome assembly.